Molecule: messenger RNA, 969 nt
Organism: Rhagoletis zephyria (snowberry fruit fly)
Lineage: Eukaryota; Metazoa; Arthropoda; Insecta; Diptera; Tephritidae
Source: RefSeq, a predicted model, not a curated record
GUGAGCAAGAUUGGCGUGAUAUUGCAAAAGACUUUUAUCAGAUGUGGGGAUUCCCGAACUGCAUCGGCGCUUUAGAUGGAAAGCAUUGCAGAAUACUGCCAGUGAGGAAAGCAGGAUCUACGUAUUUCAAUUACAAAGGAUACCAUUCAUUUGUAUUGAUGGCAAUCGCUGAUGCCCACUAUCGUUUUAUUUAUGCUGAUGUCGGUGUUAAUGGGAGAGUGGGUGAUGCUGGAAUUUGGUUGAACUCGGACCUGAAAUACGCUAUUGAAAAAAAUGAAGUACAUAUACCAGCCCCAUGCACGCUCCCUUUCAUGUCAACUCCCUCGCCUUUUGUGCUUUUAGCCGAUGAUGCCUUUGCUCUAAAAGACUACUUAAUGAAACCUUACUCUCAUCUAAGACUAUCACCAAGCGAACUUAAAUACAACAACAUACUUUCGAGGAACAGGCGCGUUGUUGAAAAUGCUUUUGGCAUUCUUGCGAACCGUUUUCGAGUUUUAUUUUCACCCAUCCAUCGCGCUCCAGCUGCAGCCAUUCAGAUUGUAUUAUCUUGCGUAUGUGUGCACAACUUUUUAAGAACAGAAAAUGUGAAAAAGAAAACUACGUUUGACGCCAUUUCCGAAAGUGAAAUAGAUGCAAUAAUAGAUAACAACUAUACAACAACCGCUUCUGAAAGAAAUGCGUCAAAAAGGAGCGCUGAAGAAAUAAGAAAAACUUUCGAAAACUAUUUUUCUGCGGUAAAUUAAAAUAUCGUUUCAUUGUUUAAAUAAACCAAAACUUUUCGUGUUGGAAAUUUUCCAUACUAGUAGAAGCAACAAUUGGUUUAUUUGGUGAUUAAAUAAAUGAGUACAAUGUCUUCAAUUUAUGUACAUACCUACUAGCUAAUACCUGCCUACUUAGCGGUGCACCGUGAGUAGUACAAACACUGUUACAUUUUUGAUUCAAUUAGAGCAACCAAAUAUUUUAAUGAAA